AUGGAGCAUGUGAGGCAGGCCCAGGUCGACGACCCCGACACGCAGCGCGACCUGGCCGCGUGUGGGGAAGGGGUUCAGCCCCAUCAGCGUAGUCUGGACGGGGUUUUGCAGAAUCGGGCCCCAGGUGAUAUGGACAGCUGGCAGAUCCAUGUGCCCCCUGCGACGAGCUGCCAACAGUGUCAGCAACGCAAGGCGCGCCGUGCGGACGGGGUAGAACAGCAGCGCCCCCGACAACCGGAGGAGCCCUUCCAUACUGUGGCCCUCGACGUCAUGGGGCCCUACCCCCGCACGACCCGGGGAAAGCGCUUCCUCGUUGUGACCACCGACGUGUUCACGCGAUGGUCAGAGGCGUUCGCCGUGUCCAACGCACGCGCAGGGACGAUAGUGGCCAUCCUGGACAGCGAGGUGUUCCCUCGCUAUGGGUACCCAAAGACGCUACUAACAGACAACGGUACCCAGUUCACAGGGAGACGUUGGGCGGCAGACUGUCGACGCUGGGGAGUUGAGCAUCACACUACCCCGACGUAUCACCCGAGGGCGAACCCGACGGAGCGACGCAACCAGGACAUCAAAGUUCAGUUGCGCCUCCGCCUGGGGGAUGAUCACUCGAAAUGGGAUGUACACCUGCCCAAGUUGCUCUACUGCCUGCGCCGGCGAGUCAAUGCCGUUACCGGCCAUUCCCCCGCGGAACUGCUCCACGGUCAGAACCUCGCCCUACAGGUCGAGCUGCGGGUCGCUGAGGCAGCAGGGGCAGUCACCCGCCCACCAGCCAUUGACCUAAGGGAAGAGGCAGGACAGCACCAAGCCCAGUUCCUGGCCACCCGAACCCCGCAGUCAGCCACUCUCCCAACACCACUGGAGCCAGGGCAGAUGGUCUAUGCCCGGUGUCACCACCUGUUGUCCGGCAGAAAGAACUACUGCGCGGGGCUGAGCCUCAAGUGGGCAGCCCCCCGGGAGGUCUUGCGACGCCUAGGCCCCACCACAUACCUCAUCAGACUCCCAAAUGGUAGGGCCACAAAAAUCCACAGGGACGACCUGCGCCUCGUUUCCACUGCCGAGGAUCCCUCUAAGGUCUUUAGCAAGAGCGAUUAG
Molecule: messenger RNA, 1092 nt
Organism: Bacillus rossius redtenbacheri
Lineage: Eukaryota; Metazoa; Arthropoda; Insecta; Phasmatodea; Bacillidae
Exons: 3
Coding region: 1-1092 (363 amino acids)
Biological process (GO): DNA integration
Molecular function (GO): nucleic acid binding
Source: RefSeq, a predicted model, not a curated record